Messenger RNA from Linum tenue, 279 nucleotides. NCBI's taxonomy places the organism in Eukaryota, Viridiplantae, Streptophyta, Magnoliopsida, Malpighiales, Linaceae. The record is from the annotation of a GenBank genome assembly.
GAAUCGUUUGCCGAGAGGUUGAUUGCGUUUGCCUGCGUUGAAGGGAUCUUCUUCUCUGGUAGCUUCUGCGAGAUAUUUUGGCUGAAUCAGCGCGUAUUGAUGCUCGGGUUGACGUUCUCCAACAAGCUGAUAUCGCGAGAUGAAGGGCUUCAUUGUGAUUUUGCCUGCUUCCUGUAUGGGUUGAUGAAGGUGAAGCCCAGCGAGGAGCAAGUGAAAGGAAUUGUUUGUGAUGCCCUGCCAUGCGCGCUGGUAGGGAUGAAUGGGGCUUUGAUGGGCUAG